Messenger RNA from Spinacia oleracea (spinach), 1430 nucleotides. RefSeq names its product probable xyloglucan endotransglucosylase/hydrolase protein 6. The transcript has 4 exons. Gene Ontology annotation, biological process: cell wall biogenesis; xyloglucan metabolic process. Gene Ontology annotation, cellular component: apoplast; cell wall. The coding region runs from base 129 to 1007 and encodes 292 amino acids. Gene Ontology annotation, molecular function: hydrolase activity, hydrolyzing O-glycosyl compounds; xyloglucan:xyloglucosyl transferase activity. NCBI's taxonomy places the organism in Eukaryota, Viridiplantae, Streptophyta, Magnoliopsida, Caryophyllales, Amaranthaceae. The record is from RefSeq and is a predicted model, not a curated record.
AUAACAUAUCUUUCCUAAAUCAUCAAACUAUUUCUCCAUUCUCCCGGAUAUCAUAUAAUAUUAUUUAUGUCGUACGACAAGUAAUAAAACUAUAUAUUAUAUAUAAGUUCGAAGUAUAAUUUAUCACCAUGAAAUUCGUUAGAAAUACGAAUGUUUUUGUUUUGUUUUAUGUUUUGGUAGUUUCUAGUACAAUCAUCUCAGCAAAACCAGCAACAUUUGAGCAAGAUUUUAAGGUUACUUGGGCUGAUUCCCAUUUAAAGCCUAUUGAAGGAGGAAAGACAAUCCAACUUAAGCUUGAUCAAUCUUCUGGAUGUGGUUUUGCCUCGAAAUAUAAGUAUCUAUAUGGACGUGUGAGCAUCAAAAUCAAACUUGUUCCGGGAGAUUCAGCAGGAACUGUUACUGCAUUUUAUAUGAAUUCAGACACAGACAAAAUACGUGACGAGUUGGAUUUUGAGUUCUUGGGAAACAGGACAGGACAACCUUAUACAGUCCAAACAAAUAUUUAUGCUCAUGGAAAGGGUGGCAGGGAGCAAAGAGUUAAUCUAUGGUUUGAUCCUUCUGCUGCUUAUCAUACCUAUACCAUUCUUUGGAACCACAAACACACAGUGUUCUAUGUGGAUGAAGUUCCCAUAAGAGUAUACAAGAACAAUGAAGCAAAAGGAAUCCCAUAUCCCAAGUCACAACCAAUGGGAGUGUUUUCAACCCUAUGGGAAGCCGAUAAUUGGGCGACACGUGGCGGAUUGGAGAAAAUUGAUUGGAGCAAAGCCCCAUUUUAUGCCUACUAUAAGGACUUUGAAAUUGAUGGGUGUCCUACACCAGGACCAAAGACUACUUCUUGUGCCUCAAAUAUGGGUAAUUGGUGGGAAGGUGCAGCUUAUCAAGAGUUAACCCCUAUGCAAGCAAGAUUAUAUCGAUGGGUUCGCCAAAACCACAUGAUUUACGACUAUUGUAAUGAUAAAUCACGUUUUACAGUUCCUCCUCCAGAGUGUACGGCUGCAGCUUCUUAAGACUCGGCCACAAGACUAUCAGUACGUUUAUCGAUCCGUUUAUUUGUGUACGUAGUACGUGCUACGUUGUGCUAUUGUAUCGAAUGUCUUACGUACGUACGUGCUACGUACGUACUACACAUAUCCCUAUAUGUGUGUAGCUAUGUUGAUCGAUCAUACAAUGUAAGUAUGUAAUCAUACUAUUACUGCUACGUUACACUUGUGUCUGUGGCGGAGCCAAUUUGUAACAAGUGGUGUCAUGUGACCCUACUUGGCCAAAAGAAAUUGCAUAAUUAGGGUUUAUUUAGAGGCCACAAGACUAUCGGUAUGUUUAUCGAUCCGUUUAUUUAUGUAUGUGCUACGUUGUGCCAUUGUAUUGAUUGUAUUACGGAGUACUAGUAUGUUGGAAAAUAAAUGAUAUGUUAUACCGUGUACUACAUAUAA